AUGAUGAAACCUAGACUUCCCAAAAUAAUUUAUAAUAACAAGGCAAAAUCUAUAUUGGGUGAAAUCAACAAAAUUCUGGAUUCCAAAAUAACAACUGCGGCCUCAGUACCGGAAGCCAACAGACCACCAUCUGCUGCUGAGCUGGAAUUCGAAAGGGUUCAUUUGCUUUAUGAUGGAAUGGACCCUAUGAUGAAACCUAGACUUCCCAAAAUAAUUUAUAAUAACAAGGCAAAAUCUAUAUUGGGUGAAAUCAACAAAAUUCUGGAUUCCAAAAUAACAACUGUUAAAAAUGUCCCAGUCACGCCAGCAUGGCACCGCCGAAUUACUAAUAAAAUCGAUAGUAUCAGGCGGGACAUAGGAAUUCUGACACAAAAUCAAAGCUUGAACCCCAGCAGCUCAGUCACUAAGAAAGCCAAAGCCAUUCUUGAAAGGGAACAAAGCCUCGAAAAUCCAACAGCAACAGAAAUACUGGAUCACCUUAAACAAAAACUCAAGGCUAUGGCUAAAAAACUCCGAUGGUAUAAGGAAAGCAACACAAGACGUCAACAUAAUAGUCAGUUUAGCAGGACGGCCUCAGUACCGGAAGCCAACAGACCACCAUCUGCUGCUGAGCUGGAAUUCGAAAGGGUUCAUUUGCUUUAUGAUGGAAUGGACCCUAUGAUGAAACCUAGACUUCCCAAAAUAAUUUAUAAUAACAAGGCAAAAUCUAUAUUGGGUGAAAUCAACAAAAUUCUGGAUUCCAAAAUAACAACUGUUAAAAAUGUCCCAGUCACGCCAGCAUGGCACCGCCGAAUUACUAAUAAAAUCGAUAGUAUCAGGCGGGACAUAGGAAUUCUGACACAAAAUCAAAGCUUGAACCCCAGCAGCUCAGUCACUAAGAAAGCCAAAGCCAUUCUUGAAAGGGAACAAAGCCUCGAAAAUCCAACAGCAACAGAAAUACUGGAUCACCUUAAACAAAAACUCAAGGCUAUGGCUAAAAAACUCCGAUGGUAUAAGGAAAGCAACACAAGACGUCAACAUAAUAGUCAGUUUAGCAGGAGUGAAAGGAGCUUUUAUAAGAAUUUAGAGUCUGAAGAUCACGAGAUUGAAACCCUGCAAGAAAAUAAGGUCCCCACACCAGAAGCCAUGAAAAAGUUUUGGGAAUCAACCUGGGGAAACCGUGUGAUUCACAAAAAUACCAGAUGGCUGUUUGACGAGAGGACAAGGGUUCAUAUCUGCUAUCCAAGAUCAGGUCAUCGCAACUAA
Messenger RNA from Acanthoscelides obtectus, 1245 nucleotides. Lineage: Eukaryota; Metazoa; Arthropoda; Insecta; Coleoptera; Chrysomelidae. The record is from the annotation of a GenBank genome assembly.